AGGUGGCUGUUGUCCGAGCCGAAGCAGGUUUGAAACUGGGGGUCGGGCCGGGCAGUCGUUGUCUGUCGCCGCGGCCCCGCUUCCGGGCUAGGUCGUCCCAGCCCGCCCCCGCCCCCGCCCCGCCUCCCUUCGGACCCCUCAGUCUCAGGCCCGGCUACCCGCCUGACUCGCGCCCGGCCCGCAGCAGCUUGCUGUCGUCCGGGCCCGCAGUGCGGCCCCGCCGCCGCCACUAUGUCCCUGCACGGCAAGCGGAAGGAGAUCUACAAGUAUGAAGCGCCUUGGACCGUCUACGCCAUGAACUGGAGCGUGCGGCCCGACAAGCGCUUUCGCCUGGCGCUGGGCAGCUUCGUGGAGGAGUACAACAACAAGGUUCAGCUUGUUGGUUUAGAUGAAGAGAGUUCGGAGUUUAUUUGCCGAAACACCUUUGACCAUCCGUACCCCACUACAAAGCUCAUGUGGAUCCCCGACACAAAAGGUGUCUAUCCAGAUCUACUGGCGACAAGUGGCGACUAUCUCCGUGUGUGGAGGGUUGGUGAAACAGAAACUCGGCUGGAAUGUUUGCUAAACAAUAACAAGAACUCAGAUUUCUGUGCUCCUCUAACCUCCUUUGACUGGAAUGAGGUGGAUCCUUAUCUGUUAGGUACCUCCAGCAUUGAUACGACUUGUACCAUCUGGGGGCUGGAGACAGGGCAGGUGUUGGGGCGAGUGAAUCUUGUGUCUGGUCAUGUGAAGACGCAACUGAUCGCGCAUGACAAGGAGGUCUAUGAUAUUGCAUUUAGUCGGGCUGGGGGUGGCAGGGACAUGUUUGCCUCUGUGGGAGCUGAUGGCUCGGUGCGGAUGUUUGACCUCCGUCAUCUAGAACACAGCACCAUCAUUUAUGAGGACCCACAGCAUCACCCACUUCUUCGCCUCUGUUGGAACAAGCAGGACCCUAACUACCUGGCCACCAUGGCCAUGGAUGGAAUGGAGGUAGUGAUUCUGGAUGUCCGAGUUCCCUGCACACCUGUCGCCAGGUUGAACAACCACCGAGCGUGUGUCAAUGGCAUUGCUUGGGCCCCACACUCAUCCUGCCACAUCUGUACUGCAGCGGAUGAUCACCAGGCUCUCAUCUGGGACAUCCAGCAAAUGCCCCGGGCCAUCGAGGACCCUAUCCUGGCCUACACAGCUGAAGGAGAGAUCAACAAUGUGCAGUGGGCAUCGACUCAGCCCGACUGGAUUGCCAUCUGCUACAACAACUGCCUGGAGAUCCUCAGAGUGUAGCGUUGGCAGCGCCUUGCCCACGAGGCGGGGGCUUGUGUGUUUCCUGCCUCUGCCCCAUCCCCAAAGUAAGAAGAAACGUGUUUCUGGUGGCCAGUAUGUCUCUCAUUGCUUUGCACCACUGUUACCAGAAGCUGCUCUAGGAGUUCUGGCCAGUCAUCCCAUCGCUGCCUGUGCCAGACUCAGUGCUGUGUGGCGCCUCCUCAGCCCAGGGCUGAGUUUUAAGAUUUUCUCUCCUUUUCUCUUCUCCUUUGGUUCCUCCAUUAAAAUUUUCUGUAUAUUUGUUUGUCAGCUGUUGUGUUAAUGAGCAUUGCAGGCACUGGCUAUGUUUGUAUUCAUCUGCCCCAGAUGUCUCUUAUCUGUCUGCUGCCCAAGGCGGCGAUCUGUGUCUGUGUCAUGUUAGCACUUACGAGGGAACAAAUACCAAUUUGGAGUUGUCUUUCCUCCUGUUAUCAAUGUCUUUAACAAAUUUCAACUUUGUAUAUUUUUUACCUAUCAGGCUAAUUUUUUUACGAAAAGAAUUUUACUCUUCCUGGUUUCUUCCUUUGUUUCAUAGUCCACCCCAUUAGCACUUCCUCUCUUCCCUCAGUGCCUGGAUCUAGCACUGAGCCCUUGACCCCAUGAGCAGUUUGCCUUCUUGAAUCACUGCCUGAGUGCAACGUACCUGACCAGGAGUCCCAAACCACCUCGGUGCUCUGAAGUCGGCCUGUUCUCUCACCUUUUCUCAGCCCGGCUCUUCUUGAGGGCCUUCUGGGCUCCAAACAGACAUGUGAAGCCUUCUGUUACUUCCCAAAGUACCUCUGUCCAAUCCCGCUGGGACCUACUGGCAAUGUGUUAGAGCUGGGAGAGACAGCGUGUCUGACUUGAAGGGAAUGGUUUCAGAAAAGCUGAGCUUAGAGCGCAUUUCCAGUACGUAGUUUCUGAGUUAGUGUUUCCCUCCAGAUGUAAGUCCUAGGCCAUUUUCUUUCACGUCCUGAAUGAUAGGCAAGCACAAUUUGUAAUCUGAACUUUAGUAUCUCGAUUUGGUUGGUUUACUGUUGGUUGGCCACUCUUUGAGUGAGAGAGUCCUGCUUGAGAGGCACAUAGUCUGUGUCUCUAAUCCUGAACAAGAGCUUCUUUAGAGUGUGGGGGACUGUCAGCUCCUGGAAGGAGUGGACUAAUAGGCUGUGAUAAUCCCAGGCCGUCAAGUAAAUAUAGACAGCCUCAGGGCCCUCCAGUUAAUGUGCACCUGUCAACCCU
Molecule: messenger RNA, 2496 nt
Organism: Ailuropoda melanoleuca (giant panda)
Lineage: Eukaryota; Metazoa; Chordata; Mammalia; Carnivora; Ursidae
Gene: DCAF7
Product: DDB1 and CUL4 associated factor 7
Exons: 7
Coding region: 232-1260 (342 amino acids)
Molecular function (GO): protein binding
Source: RefSeq, a predicted model, not a curated record